This is a messenger RNA of Heterocephalus glaber (naked mole-rat), 1239 nucleotides long. Its product is annotated as olfactory receptor 14A2. NCBI's taxonomy places the organism in Eukaryota, Metazoa, Chordata, Mammalia, Rodentia, Bathyergidae. Gene Ontology annotation, cellular component: membrane. Gene Ontology annotation, molecular function: G protein-coupled receptor activity; olfactory receptor activity. The record is from RefSeq and is a predicted model, not a curated record. Gene Ontology annotation, biological process: G protein-coupled receptor signaling pathway.
AUGGGGAUAGGGACAUGCUCUGAGGGCUGCAGAAGGAGCACUGCCUGGCACAGUCAUGGGGCAGAGCUCCGGGAAACCAGCAGCUACAAUUCUGUAAGACUUUUCCAGACUUUUCCAGAGUCUUCCAGAGUUUUCUCUUCAAGACUUCUCUUCAAGGAAAAGAGCACUGCAGUGGUAUUGAACCUGGAAAGGGCUGUUUGCACUCAAGUCUCUGCUACCACUGCUGCCUACCUAGGGCAAAAGAGGUCACUCUGUGGGAAAUGCUCCAGUGAGGGUCUCACCAGACAGCCAGGAGGCUCUAAUGUGUUCAAUGCCAACUUGGUGACCAUUCUCCUUCUCUUGGGGUUUGAGGGACCGGAGCUGCAGACUCUCUGUGGCCUGCUCUUCCUGCUGAUGUACCUGGUGGCCCUGAUAAAUAACCCUCUCAUUGUCACUGUCCUGACCCUGGACCCACAGCCCCAAGCACUGUUCUUCCUCUUGAAGAACUUGUCCUUGCUGGAUGUCUCCCUGAUGUCUGUCCAUCCCAAGUUCAUCCUCAACAGUCUGCUUCACAACAAUUCCAUUUUUAUUCCAGGCUGUGCCUUCCAGCUCCUUUUAAUGACCUCCUUCUCAGCAAGUGAGACAUGUGUCCUCACUGUCAUGUCCUAUGACCACUAUGUGGCCAUCUGCUGUCCCCUGCACUAUGAGGCUACUGUGAAUGGCAAUGCCUUUGUGCUGAGGGCAGGAUUUUCCUGGGCAAUGGUGGCGCUCUCUGGAGCCAUGUACACUGCUGGCACAUUUUUUGGGCCCUUCUGUGGCUGCAGUGCGAUCCCAGAGUUUUUCUUCAAUGUUCCCUCCUUAUUCAUGAUUUCCUGCACUGACAUGCUCCUGGUGGUCUAUUCCAGCAUGGGGAUCAGGGUUUGUCUGAGCCCCUCCUGUUGUGUUUUCAUUGUGUUCUCUUAUGUUCACAUUCUCUCCACUGUACUGAGGAUUCCAUCCAGGAAAGGUCAGUCAAAAUCUUUCUCCACCUGCCUCCCACAUCUUGUUGUCUUCACUGUUUUUAUGAUCAGUGCAUUCAUGGUUUACCUGAGGCCACCUUCAGAUGCACCUCCAGUUAUUGGCAGGCUGCUUCCUGUGAUCUAUGUUGUGCUUCCUCCAAUCCUGAAUCCCGUCAUCUACACUCUGAGGAAUGGGGACAUGAAGCAGGGUCUGAGGAGGCUCCUGCCAGCCUUGCCUGCUCAUUGUGUGCACUUUAUCUAA